Molecule: messenger RNA, 1770 nt
Organism: Physeter macrocephalus (sperm whale)
Lineage: Eukaryota; Metazoa; Chordata; Mammalia; Artiodactyla; Physeteridae
Gene: MRPL54
Product: mitochondrial ribosomal protein L54
Exons: 3
Coding region: 33-440 (135 amino acids)
Cellular component (GO): mitochondrial large ribosomal subunit
Molecular function (GO): structural constituent of ribosome
Source: RefSeq, a predicted model, not a curated record
AAACGUGCACGUGCAGGCGGCCGGCAUACGUCAUGGCGGCCAGGCGCCUUUUCGUUGCUACGUGGAGCUCGGCCGGCUGGCGGGUUCGGGAGCUCCCGGAUCCCGCCGCUUCUGUAAGACUCCAUGUACGAGAUUAUGCCAAGAGACCGGUCAUUAAGGGGGGCAAAGGCGCUGUGGUCGGUGAGGCCCUGAAGGGCCCAGAGGUGUGUACAGACCCCAUCCGGCUCACCACGCACGCCAUGGGUGUCAACAUCUACAAGGAGGGCCAGGAUGUGGUCCUGAAGCCGGAUUCCGAAUACCCAGAGUGGCUGUUCCAGAUGAACAUGGGUCCCCCCAAGAAUCUGGAGGAGCUGGACCCCGAGACCCGGGAGUACUGGCGGCUGCUGCGGAAACACAACAUCUGGCGCCACAACCGGCUGAGCAAGAACCAGAAGUUCUAGCGGGGGAGGGACCAGAGCACCCUGACCCUCCAGUGACCUGGAGGAGAUGCGGUGGGUUGGGGGUACCUCCCCCAGCCCACCCCCUGGACUUUUUAUUUUCUGGAAGAACAGACUUCUCCGAGAACAGAGGAGACUACCCCCCUCACUGGGGUUACUGGGUAGCCCCUGCAUUGAGGCUGAAUCAGGGCCCUGGGGGCCAAUAAAGACUUCUUGGGGCAAUUGUUGGCAGGCUCCAGAUGCCUCUGGGUGUUGUCGCAUGUCAGGGCCAGGAGGGACUUGGGGCAGGCGUUGGGGAGGCGGGCACUUCAGACCCAGUGGUCCCAUGGCCCAGCCUCCACCCUCAAUGAGUGCUGGGCAUCUGCAGGUCCAUCUUCCCCUCGCCUCACUGAGCUGCUCACCCUCAUUCCUGGAAUUCCUAGCGUUGCCCAAGAGGCCCCAAUCUGCAUCCUCGAGGGGGAGGGUUUUCUAGCCAAGCUGCUCUGGGUUGCACUGGACUCACACCUGAAUCAAGUCAUCCGGAGAAGAGAGUCCUUGUGAGCUUCAGGAACUGAAAUGUCCAGGGGUAUGGUCUGACUUCAGGCACAGCUGGAUCCAGGUGCUUCAGUAUUCAGCUGUGUGACUCUCCAUCUCUGGGUCCUUUUAACUCCAGUGGGUAGUUCCCUCGGGCAGGGGUGGCUCCAGGGCUUCUAGCUGACACCCCCCCAUCCAGUUCAGCAAGCCCAGCCAGAAGGAAGGGACUUCUCAAUCCUUUCUGCCAGGGUCACAGGGGUUAUCUUCAUUGUCCAGUCACUUGAGCCGAGGGACCUGGGCCUACUCAUCAUUCUCCUGUCCAUCCACCCCCACUGGUGCCCACCAGAUUGAAGGAAGCUGGAGGACACACACAGUGCCAGGACCACACUGCUUGGGGGGCUGGACCAGGGCCCUCUCGCCCUCCAGGCUCCUCCAGAGCUGGACGGAUCGGGAAGGGCAGGGUCCCCGAGGCUAAUUCUGUCUGGUCCCGGGAAAAUGAGGGCCCUCAUCCUCUUAGGAGGACUCUGCCAGGCGGAUUACCCCAUACCUGCCCUCACUGGUGGCCUGUUCUGGGCAGGCGGAUCGUCCCAACCCUCCGAUGGUUCCCCAUGGCUCUCGGGAAAAACUGAAGUUGUAAUGGCCACGGGCCUCCUCACUGUUCAUCCAACGUGCCAAGCAUGGUGCUGCUCCUGGGCCCUCUGCCUGCGCCGCUCUUCCCCCGGAUGUUCUCAGGGCUCCCUCUUUCACCUCCAGGCCUUUGCUCUGACGUUGCCUUCUCAUUGACGCCUCCCCUGACUAUCCUAUUAAAUUGCAACCCUGC